AUGCACGGCCGAAAUAGUUUGGCGAUUGACAUACCGUAUACGUUAUCUGCAUCCGAGUCAAAACAGAGAAAAGACUUCCUUGUACAUUUAGAUUACUCUUCAGAUAUUGGUUGUUUUAUAGGGAAGAAAAACAUUGAUAAUUUUACUAAAGCUAAUCUACUUGAAAAACACUGGAUCCCGCCUAUAAAUUAUGAAUUUCCUUUUUGUGUGGUAACCAAGAAUGGAAAACAAACUAAAAAACCAGGCGGCGGAGUUCAAACAAAUACGACUCUUAAACGGCUUGUUAAACAACCCUUAAAAGCUUUUGAUGAUCUACUAGGAGAAAAAGGAUCACUAUUAACACACCAGCGAAAUAAAUAUCACCAAAUGUCGGUUGAAGCUAGAAAAAAUUUUCUUGUAAAUUACCAUACUCCUGACCUUAAUGUUGCUAAUCAAGUCUGUAAGCAACGAUUAGCGCAAAUUAAAGAAAAUAGAGAUCGUUUGCGACCAAUUGUCAGUACAAUUAUAUUAUGUGGCCGUCAAAAUAUUCCGUUGCGUGGGCAUAGGGAUGACGGGAAUAUAAGUUUAAAUUUUGUCGAAAAUGAUCAAAAUAGUGUGGUGGCAAAUCAAGAGGGAAAUUUUAGAGCUCUUCUAAGAUUUCUUAUCGAAUGUGGUGACUUAAUUCUUAGUCAGCUGUGGCGUGAAUCAAAUUUUAUUCAAGAAACUAUUUUAGCUAGAGUAAAAGAAGCAAAAUUAUUUUCAUUAAUAUUUGAUAAAACAACUGAUACCUCUCACACUGAGUAG
Molecule: messenger RNA, 783 nt
Organism: Sipha flava (yellow sugarcane aphid)
Lineage: Eukaryota; Metazoa; Arthropoda; Insecta; Hemiptera; Aphididae
Exons: 4
Coding region: 1-783 (260 amino acids)
Source: RefSeq, a predicted model, not a curated record